Epinephelus fuscoguttatus (brown-marbled grouper) is the source of this 2762-nucleotide messenger RNA. Its product is annotated as NLR family CARD domain-containing protein 3-like. Gene Ontology annotation, molecular function: protein binding. Bases 174 to 2747 code for a protein of 857 amino acids. The transcript has 9 exons. The record is from RefSeq and is a predicted model, not a curated record. NCBI's taxonomy places the organism in Eukaryota, Metazoa, Chordata, Actinopteri, Perciformes, Serranidae.
GCACCUGUCCGUUACCGCCCCUUCCUUCCUGUUGACACUUUAGUUUCAUUUUGUGUGCUCGUCGUCGUGUCGCAGCUUCUUGUCUCCAUCUAAAGACCUGGUCCAGACAGCAGAGAGCUGCAGAGUGAUGAAGUCCAUGAGAAGAAACUGAGAGGCUGCAGGUUAUCACCAACAUGAAAAGGAUCCAUCAGAGACCAGACUCACCUGGACCUGAACCUGAACCUGACCCUGACCCUGACCCCAGCUGUGUGUCCCCCAAGUCUGACCCGUCACAUGAACAUGGCAUCGAUCUUAAAGGACAAAAACUCUCUGCUGCACAUUUCCAGCAGCAGAGAGAAAAGUCCCCUGUACCCAGCUGUGUGUCCAUGAAGAGUGAUCGGUCUAUGGGUCGUCUGAUUAACUUCAAAGAUGGACGUCCUUCUUCUGACCUGCUAGUGGACCAGGAGAGCUCAGAGGUUCCCAGUGCUCAGUCUGCCCAGCAGCAUCAAACACACCUGGACUCCAUAUUUAUGCUGCUGGAGGAGAACAUCCUCACUUUUGUGAAGAACGAGCUGAAGAAGAUCCAGAAGGUUCUGAGUUCAGAUGACCCAGAAUGCUUAGAGAGUCAGAGGGAGGAUGAGGAGGUGUUGCAUGGUGACAAUGAGGAGCAGAGGAGGAGCAGCAGAGAGGCUUUUCUGAAGAUCACACUGAACUUCCUGAGGAGAAUGAAGCAGGAGGAGCUGGCUGACUGUCUGCAGAGCAGAAGUUAUUCUGCAGUCUGUCAGCGUAAACUGAAAUCUAACCUGCAGAAGAAGUUCCAGUGUGUGUUUGAGGGGAUCGCUAAAGCAGGAAACCCAACCCUUCUGAAUCAGAUCUACACAGAGCUCUACAUCACAGAGGGAGGGACUGCAGAGGUCAAUGAUGAACAUGAGGUCAGACAGAUUGAAACAGCAUCCAGGAAACCAGACAGACCAGAAACAACCAUCAGACAAGAAGACAUCUUUAAAGCCUCACCUGGAAGAGAUGAACCAAUCAGAACAGUGAUGACAAAGGGAGUGGCUGGCAUUGGGAAAACAGUCUUAACACAGAAGUUCACUCUGGACUGGACUGAAGACAAAGCCAACCAGGACAUACAGUUCACAUUUCCAUUCACUUUCAGAGAGCUGAAUGUGCUGAAAGAGAAAAAGUACAGCUUGGUGGAACUUGUUCAUCACUUCUUUACUGAAACCAAAGAAGCAGGAAUCUGCAGGUUUGAAGAGUUCCAGGUUGUGUUCAUCUUUGACGGUCUGGAUGAGUGUCGACUUCCUCUGGACUUCCACAACAAUGAGAUCCUGACUGAUGUUACAGAGUCCACCUCAGUGGAUGUGCUGCUGACAAACCUCAUCAGGGGGAAACUGCUUCCCUCUGCUCGCCUCUGGAUAACCACACGACCUGCAGCAGCCAGUCAGAUCCCUGCUGACUGUGUUGACAUGGUGACAGAGGUCAGAGGGUUCACUGACCCACAGAAGGAGGAGUACUUCAGGAAGAGAUUCAGAGAUGAGGAGCAGGCCAGCAGAAUCAUCUCCCACAUCAAGACAUCACGAAGCCUCCACAUCAUGUGCCACAUCCCAGUCUUCUGCUGGAUCACUGCUACAGUUCUGGAGGAUGUGAUGAAGACCAGAGAGGAAGAAGAGCUGCCCAAGACCCUGACUGAGAUGUACAUCCACUUCCUGGUGGUUCAGACCAAAGUGAAGAACAUCAAGUAUGAUGGAGGAGCUGAGACAGAUCAUCACUGGAGUCCAGAGAGCAGGAAAAUGAUUGAGUCUCUGGGAAAACUGGCUUUUGAUCAGCUGCAGAAAGGCAACCUGAUCUUCUAUGAAUCAGACCUGACAGAGUGUGGCAUCGAUAUCAGAGCAGCCUCAGUGUACUCAGGAGUGUUCACACAGAUCUUUAAAGAGGAGAGAGGACUGUACCAGGACAAGGUGUUCUGCUUCGUCCAUCUGAGUGUUCAGGAGUUUCUGGCUGCUCUUCAUGUCCAUCUGACCUUCAUCAACUCUGGAGUCAAUCUGAUGGAAGAACAACAAACAACAUCCCAAAGGUCUGAAGUCUUCAGAGACGAACAGAAUCUGAAGUAUCUCCACCAGAGUGCUGUGGACAAGGCCUUACAGAGUCCAAAUGGACACCUGGACUUGUUCCUCCGCUUCCUCCUGGGUCUCUCACUGCAGACCAAUCAGAGGAGCCUAAGAGGUCUGCUUAGACAGACAGGAAGUAGCUCACAGACCAAUCAGGAAACAGUCCAGUGCAUCAAGGAGAAGAUCAACCAGGAUCUGUCUGCAGAGAGAAGCAUCAAUCUGUUCCACUGUCUGAAUGAACUGAAUGAUCGUUCUCUAGUGGAGGAGAUCCAACAGUCCCUGAGUUCAGGACGUCUCUCCACAGAUGAACUGUCUCCUGCUCAGUGGUCAGCUCUGGUCUUCAUCUUACUGUCAUCAGAAGAAGAUCUGGACGUGUUUGACCUGAAGAAAUACUCUGCUUCAGAGGAGGCUCUUCUGAGGCUGCUGCCAGUGGUCAAAGCCUCCAACAAAGCUCUGCUGAGUGACUGUGACCUCUCAGAGAGAAGCUGUGAAGCUCUGUCCUCAGUUCUCAGCUCCCAGUCCUCCAGUCUGAGACACCUGGACCUGAGUAACAACCACCUGAAGGAUUCAGGAGUGAAGCUUCUGUUUGAUGGACUGAAGAGUUCACACUGUACACUGGAAACUCUCAGGUCAGGAUUCAUCAACAUGUUCAACUGAUGGCCACUUAAAUCC